This is a messenger RNA of Neocloeon triangulifer, 1114 nucleotides long. RefSeq names its product transport and Golgi organization protein 11 (gene Tango11). The transcript is spliced from 6 exons. Lineage: Eukaryota; Metazoa; Arthropoda; Insecta; Ephemeroptera; Baetidae. Bases 187 to 879 code for a protein of 230 amino acids. The record is from RefSeq and is a predicted model, not a curated record.
AUGGCCGCGGUGAGCACCAGCUGAAUUUGCUGCAUUCUUGCCUCUGGCAUAACGACUAUUCGACUCAAAAAUUUGCACAAAGUCGCGAUGAACCGCUUACGAAUUUAACAAGAAACCAUCUGCAUUUUUCUGUGAAAGCAUUUAACGAUUGGCUGACUCUGAUUAGCCGUAUUUAACGAAAUCAAGAUGUCGAACAUGUCAAGCCCUAGUAGACGAUCGGUGGACAAUGACCCUUUUUAUGACACCGACUUCACUGCUGACAUUAGCCACAAAAUGAGAGUACCCAAGCACAUCACUGCUUCUGGAGAUGCCGCCGAUGAUCGACAAGACCAUUGGAUUCGAUCAACUGAUUUUCAAGAAAAAUUUGAGAUGUACGUCCCUGACAGAAUAUUGGUUGUUGGACAAGAACAACACAUUGGCACAAAAGCUCCACCCCGUGAACUUCAGCUGGAGAAUGCGGUCAUGCCGCCCGACCCAGGAUUUAUUCGAGUCCAGACUCCUCCAAGAGUAAUUUCGCUUGACGAGCAUUUCAUACCUGCUGCUGACGAACCUACCUUCAACCAUCAAAGGGAAUUCAAAAAUUCUCCUCCAACCUUAAACGGAUUUGUUUCAAGAAAUGAUUACAACAAGAAAAUGGAUAUAACGUUGAGGGAAACGACUCCGCCAAAUGGUACUGCGGACAUCUCAAUGAAUAUGACUGGCCUCACCCCAGCCGAAGAAGUAUUGCACCUUCGUCGCCAGGUUGUCAAGUUGAGCCGCAGGGUGAUGGCCGUUGAGCUAGAUUUGCAGCAGCAGCAGCAGAGGCAACAAAUAUUGUUGGGCCUUGGAAUAGCCUACUUCCUUGUCAAGUCUGUCGUGUGGAUCACACGGUCUAGUUAAAUGACCAUGUUCGAAAAGUUUCACGGGAUACAGAUUGUCAGUUCUUUAUUCUUUUGUACAUAACGAAGGAAACUUCAUUUAUUUAGCCACUACUCGCUUCAAUUCAAUUUGGUUAAGACUGUUCUCUUCGACUUAGUUGCCUAUCCAAAUAUUUCCUUGGUCUCGCAAUGCUGACUAUUUGGUAAACAAGAAUUUUGUAGAUUAAUCAAUAAAACUUGUUAAGGACUCUCCCGAA